This is a messenger RNA of Cinara cedri, 18291 nucleotides long. Lineage: Eukaryota; Metazoa; Arthropoda; Insecta; Hemiptera; Aphididae. The record is from the annotation of a GenBank genome assembly.
UACGAUUACUUACAAAAUUUGACGAGCAAGUAUUCGGACGACGAGACUAUAUGGUCGAAAUUAUCUUUGGUUAACACCAGCACGCCCUCGUCGGUAUCGACGGCCACCUGUUCUUGGACACCGGCAUCGGCGUAAGUGGAGUGCACCAAGAGAAACGCUGCAAACGCUGCGUAAAGAAACAUGUCGACUGUUUGAAUCUGGAGGAACGGGCAAACAAAAAAAAUCGUGUAAGUACAAUAAUACCGUUACAAUAAUAAUAAUAAAAAUAAUAAUAAUAAUAAUAAUAAUAAUAAUAAUUAAUAGGUACACCACCUCGUCGACAGUGGUGGCCGUCGCUAAUAUACUUACCGGUGUGUCGCACGUAAACGUUUAAUCGAAUGGAAAAUAAAGAUGUUAAUGUUAACGAGUAUUAGAAUACACGACUUAACAUUAAAAACGAAAUAAUGAUCCGACGAACACAGAAGCGUACGCGUCAACGGGACGUUUGUUCUGAGCGUCUGUGCGAGUAAUGUGUCGGGAAAUGUGCGGUACGUUCCGCCGCUGAUAAAAUUUUGAUGAUGUAAACAAAAUGUUCGUACUGGCUCGUGGUGCCCUAUCAUUGGUCCGCCGGACGCAGUGCACGCACGCACACGUUUUCAAACCAAUAGUUUGUUGUGUACGUCGACGGCCGGAUUUUUAUCUCUUUCUCUGUCCCUCUUAUCUCGCGGGCGACCGGAUUCCGGAUUCCCGGUGCCCGGUGCCCGGACCCGGUCGGCGGCCGUUUUUUUUCCAUUACUGUAAACAUUUUGGCAAAUACGAUGUGAAAUUACUAUUCUGUAAGGGCGUAGAUCCCAUUAAUAUCAUACAAACUCCGAUACAUACAUACAAUUUCCGAACCGAACACUUUUUAACGAAAUAUCGCAUUGCGAUAAUUGCAUACGUGUAAGUACUAUCGAAAUAAUAUUGUAAACGAUUAACGGUUCAUUAGUGUUACGGUAUUGUCUGUGAAAACGUUUCACUGAGCGAUACGAACGUAGCAAUGUACGAUUCGAAUAUUGCAUUAUUGGUAUCGUCGAGUCAUUGACACCGCCGCGUAGGUAUCUAAUCUAAUGGUAGGUAGGUACGACUCGCACCGUACGAGUCAUUGCUUCCGUUGCGCACCGCACCGGUGUCGAACGUUCCCAAUUUUGCCGAAUACCCCGGAAACGUUAGAUAAACCCGUAGGUUGUUGUAAUAUUGUUAUUCCGUGUUAUUUUGACGGAAAAACUUUUUCUAUUAUAUUUAAAAACAUUUUGUUUGAAAAAUAUGUAAAAUAACAAUAAAAUGUAAAAAACAUAAAAUGUCGAUAAUUCUUAUUUAAGCAACUACUUAGAUUCGACUUACGCCAUCAUCAGGUUUCUGAUAAACAAUGUUAUACAAUGGUUUACGUAAACAAUUUAAAAAGGAACAAUAUAAAUGUAUUAAUUUGUUUUUUAAAUGUCCCAGAACGAUCACGCCGGCGCGUGGUUUUGAUGAUGCGGUUUUAUCCUGACGCGCGUUGCUUUAUGCGAAACAGUUUUUCUAUAUUUCCGACGAUUUUUCUUAUCAAAUGCCUAUAUUUGUUAUGUCUAUUGUCCAUCUAUCUGGUUUCUCGCGGUUUUACGCAUAUUCAAAAAGAAUUGCACCUAAUUAAUAACUACUCUGGGUCAGGGCAGGCCAUUCGCUGUUGUAAAAAGGAAAUUGGAAUUAAUAAGGAAUAAGGAUAAUACCGUAACCAGGAGGGAUACGUCGUGUCCCCCUUAAUCAUUUGUUUUAUUGGUUAUUACGGUUAUUUUGGUGUAUUUUUUAAUAUUAAAAAAAAAAUAGAUAAUAAUAGAAAUAUUAUUAGUGAUCCAAGUGAGGAAUUUUUAAAAAAUUACCUCAAUCCAUCAACUAGACCAAAUUUCCGUCAGAAUCUUCCUCUAACGUUGACGAUUAGAAUUGUAUUCAGUGGCAUAAUUCGGGUAUAAUGUCAGGGGUUGCAAAAAAAACUUAGGAUUCAAAGAUCUGUGAAGACUUUCCUCUCACUGCAAAUGUUUCACAAUUUUCCUCUACUUUAAUGUAUUUAUACUAAGUAAUGACUUACAAAUUUAUUGGUUGUUUCAAUUUUUGUUUAAAUAUGUUUUUGCUUUUUAUUACUUAAUAACUAAAAUAUUCCAUAACACAAAAAUCACACAUUAUAAUAUAGAAAAACCAAUAAAUUUUCUUGCUUCGCUCAGAAUUUAAAAACGAUGCAAUUUUAAUGUUUAAAUUUUUUUUACCAGUAAAACAAUUUAUGAUGCAUCAUUUAAUAAUAUAAAUAUUUUCUGAAUUACACCAUGUCUAAGAAAAAUUGUAAUACACCUUGUAUAUACCAUGUGUAUGCACAUUAUAAUACAAUUGAUUGUAAUAAUCAAUUGCUCAUUACAUGAAAAUGUCAGGCCUCUGUGAAUAAUUUCAUUUCAUACAAUUUCCAUUUCGUUGUCCCGUUGAAUCAAAAAUUAGCUACAAAAUACAAAAUUUACUGUCACAAAAACCGACAUUGCGUAAAUAUGUUCCCUUUUUUCCGACGUUUAUUUUUUUGGUAAUUUCUUUUAUAAAGAAUAUCAAAAACUGAACAAAAUAAUUACCUAUACCUAUACUUGCAUAUAUUCACUAUUUAGCAGUAAGUACCUAUAUAGGUACUAUACUUACGUUUCGUCUCAAAUUGUUAAAAUGAAAAUUUUUUUAAUCCGUUUAUUAAUGCGUUUGGUCAAAAAAAAAUAUACAUAUAUACUUAUUGUAUCCGGUGACAUCCGGUAUCUCAAAACAUUGAAUAUAUUAUAUAGUUUUUUCUUUUUAAAGCAAUUCCAAAUACUAUGUAUUUUAUGGAACAUCUUGUAUAAUUUGUUUUAUUUUCUCAAUUAGCUUAUAUACUAAGUUACCCGUUUAAAUGCAAUUAUAUAACCAUGAACCUAUUUUGGGUAACGUGCCAAAAAAUUGUAUGCGAUUUUUUUAUUAUUAUUAUUAUUAUUAUUAUUUUUUUUUUUUUAUAUAAACCUAACAUGCUCUCAAAUAUACUUAAUAUUUACUAAAUCAAAUGGGGAGAAAUGUGUAAUUCAUGUUUGCAUUAUACUAUAAACCAAACAUAAUAAGUAGUUAUUACCUAUAUAACUUUAAGAAAUCCAAGUAUACACUUUAGAUUUACGGUUUCGAAUUUGUUUUUUGUUAAAUUAAGAUAAAUGAAAUUCGAUUAUAUACCGUAUUACUUUACUAGUACUUCCCAUGUCAAUAUAUUCUAAUUUUACUCAUGUUUUAAAAUAUAAUAUAUGUCAUUGUGGGUUAUCUAAUUGCAGAUAUCAACAUCCCUGAAAAAUUUUAAAUCUAUAAUUUACAUUUUUAUUUGUAGGUAUCUAGAAUCAGAGUCCAAGGAGUAAAAACUUGUAGGAAAAUUGAUUUUUUCGUGUAGUAUUUUAGAUUUUGUAUAUAUUUUAGUAUCUCAUUUUAGACAUAGAUACAUUAAUCAAACUAAUAAUUGAAAUACUUUUUAUACUACUCAUUUUGUGCGUUUUGUAAAUUUUUUUAUUGUUUUAAUUUUAUUUAGGUCAUCAUUUUUUUACAUACCGGGUGAUUAAUCUAAGUGGAUACACUCAUUAUCUCGUCAACAGAUCGACGGAAAUCAAGAAUUUCAACACUAAAAUUUAUUUUAAUUAAUACUCCAACUAUUUUUGGACUUUUUAAUAUAGGUUGCAAUUUGAAAACCAAAAGUAGAUAGUGGUUUUACCCCUAAAAUAAUACUGACAACAAAUAACAUAAAUAUAAAACUGUAGAGCAACUUGUUUCAUAAAUGUUCUAGAAAACAAAUUCCGGAAAAAUUUAAUCCCUUCCGAGAUAGUAAGUGUGCUCACUUAAAUGGAUCAUCUGGUAGAUAACUAAAAUUGAUAUUAUUAAAAAAUGCACAUACAAUUAAAUAUUUCAAGGCAUUUUACUACAUUCUCUAAAUCAAAUUGACAUAUUAUUUUUUAACGAUUUAAAUUCAUAAAUUACAUUGGGAGGUGGAGGAGUUCUGUGAGUUAGUCUCUCAGCUAUAUUACGUUCUUAUACCUACAUUAUAAUUGAAUAUGUAUAAAACUAUUUAUUUAUUAAUAAUAAUCAUCUACCUACUUGUUAAAUAGUAUAUAUAAUGUGCAAAGACCCUCAAAAAUAUUAUUAAUACUUACAAUGUUUGUCAGUAUGUAAGUUUGUGUUUAUAAUGAAUAUUUAAUUUAAAACUUUUUUUCGUGAUUGGUCGUAUAUGUUGUUCAUUUAAAACUAAAAUAAUUUGAAUAAAUAUAUAAAAAAUAAAAUAAAAUUACAUCUUUAUUGGUAAUAUUGGUAUUAUUUAAAUUUUUAAUAACACUGGUUAUAAAUAACCGUUGAAAUCAACGCUGAUAAAUAUAAACCUCGCUAGUCAAAACAAUUACAAAUAGGCAAACUAAUAGUGCAAAUUCUAACAGAUUCUAAUAGUAUACAGUAUUCAUUCUUUACAUAGAUAACUUUAUUGUUCAAUUAGAAGGUUUAUAGCACACAGACAUAUUUCUAAAGUUUUUUUUAAUCAAUAUAAUAAUUUAAUAAUUUUUAAUUAUUAUUGGUUUUGUUAUAAUUAACAAAGUUUACGUUUUCAUUAGUACUGGAUCGAUUUUGUUUUAAAAUAAAAUGUUUAAUUGAAAACGAACCUGAGUCAUUUCAAAAUCUUAUUGAAUUUUGUUCACCACAUAAUUAGAAAACAUUUCAGCAGAACUAAAUAUUUGGUGCACAUAAUUGUUAAAAAAUAAUGAAAUGCUCAAAAUUGGCAUAGAUGCUCCUUAAAUCUGUAGUUCCUCUAUUUAGCCUGAUUUUAAACAAACUUAUUAAGAUUUUAUGUACAUUUCUAAACUUAACUCAACAUUAAUCAAAUUUAAUUUUAGAAUGGACAUUUUUAAUAUUAAAGAGAGUGAAAGCAUACCUAAUAAAUGUAAUAAUUUAUAUAAACAUUUAAAAGUGUUUAUAUUUUAUUUUAGAAACAUUUAUAUGGAUUAACUUUGUUGAAUGUUAACUAAAAUGAUAAUAUUACACCAGAUAAAGUUAUAGAUAAAUUAUCAAAAAAAACUUCUACUAUAAUUUUAUAAUUAAAUUAAAUUUAAAUAUUUAAAUAUUUAAACGUUUAUUUAACAUUGUAUGACGAAAAAAAUUCUUAAAAAAUCUUAAUUACAGACCUAAUAACUCCUAAAAUAAUUAAAUAUGAAUGUAUUGUAUUUAAUACUAUUAUUAUAACAAAAUAUGAUUCAUGCCCCCGCCCAAAAGAGUGAUAAAUAAUACAUCAAUAAUACAUUUUUUCUCUCAUAAGAAAACGCAAAGCAUGUCACUGAACGUAUUUCAAACAAUUUUUUUUUAAUUUCAAACGGUUUUUUUUAAAUACUCCUUAAUUUUGUUCUAUAUUUUUUAAAUACAAUUUAAAGUGUACACUGUGCAGGGUAUCAAUGGGAAAUAAUAAUUUUAAAUAAAUGUAGAUACAUAUACGAGAGCUUAUAGACACAUAUUUAUGUAUCUCUACCUAUAAUCAUAAGUAAAUUUAAAUAAAUUAGCAAUACUGAUAAUACGGACACGUACGGAAGACAAUAAAACAAAAGGUAUAAUGAACUUGACCGAAUUUCAUAGACGAUGACCAUAAUAACCACAUUAUAAAAUAAUUCCUGAACGUAUAUUUAUAUAUAAUUAUUGGCAUUAGUUUAACAGAUUUCUAUUCUCUUUACAUUAUUUGUGUGUUGUACAUAAUAGUACCUAAUUAUUAAUUGUAUCAUCUACUUGAAUACAUUUAUUUCGUCCUGUCAUAAAGGUAUUUUGAUUAAUCGAUGCACAUAAAACAUGAUGGAUAAUACCACAGUGGAAGCAAAAACUUAUACUUUACAAUCGGAAAUAUACCGAGAAAUGAACGCUGACGAGGAACAUAGUGUUGACGCCGAUGAUGAUACUUUCGUCAUAAAAAGUAAGUUGUAUUUAUUUCAAUAAUAAUAAUAAUAAAAAUUCGAAUAAAAUACAUAAUAUAUAUUUUAAUACCUAUAUCAUUGAUUAAAAUAAAUACUAUUAUAUUUGUAUUAAAAUCUAUUUUAUCUAUAUUGUCACAAUUAAUUUUUUCAACUACUGUAAGUUGAAUUACGAGUAUCUGCAUGCAGGGAAUCAACCAAGUUUUUAACCUGAUACGAAAAUCAGAAACCUGAAUAAUGCAUGAAUCAGGUCUAUCUUUAUAUUUUAUAGCAUUGUUACUCCAUUUUAAUAAUUUCAGUACAGCUUAAAAGUAAGGUUGAUAUGAAAAUGUCUAGGUAAUUAAAAUUUACUGUUCUUCUUGUACCAUAAUAAGAAAUAUGGUCAUUGUUAGUCGAUAGACCGACUUUUUAUGUAACUGCAUGUAUUAACUGAGACUAAGUAGGUAUACAACUUUAAUUUUGUAAGCUUUCUAUACGAAAUAUAGCCCUUUCCGAUACUUUAAAAACAAUAUUAUGUUUUAAUUCGUAACCGAAACCCGUUAAAACAUAAAACACGGUUUUAAUCCCAUACUCAAAAAAAUGAAAUAAAAUUAAUGACUAUCUGCAUGUGUAUAAUAUAAUAUAUUAUUAUACCUAAAUAUAGAGAAAUAAAAAAUGUUAAUUAUAUAUUUACAUAAAAUUUUUUUGGUAGGUUAUAGCAUCUAGUAGAUAUUAAUUGUGAUAGUAUUUAGAUCAUCUAUUGGUAUCAAUAGGUUCAUAGCGAAUAUUAUAAUAUCCCAUUUUGAAUGAUUUAUAGUUUAAUUUAUACGAAUAAAACAUUCUCUCGUGAGUACAUAAUACAGGAAAUUUGUAUUAUGCUUGUACUCUUUAUCCAACUGUUUAAAUACGAAUUAUAAUAUAUAUAUAUAGGCUUUCGAAAUGUUACCUACUUUUACAUAUAAACUUUUUUUUAAUUUAUCGUAAUUUAAAAUUGUUGUUGUAAUAUAUAGGUUUAGACUACAUUGUACCUACAAAUUAUUAUAAAAAAUAUGAUUGUAUAAAAGCCUUACAGGAAUGAAAAAUUGCGCAUUUUAGGUAAUGGCAUACCUAGUCCUAAAGAACGUGUUUAUCCGUUAAAAAAAAAUUACAAGUGCAUAGCUUCAUUGUUCGAUAUUUACAGAAAUAUGUAUAAUAAUGUAAUAUUACUUAUAAGUUUUGAGGCAAACACGUCUACAAGACGGAAUGAGAUUUUUGGAACACACUUAUAAAUUGUACUCGAAACUCAAAUCAAUAAUCAUCGGUCACACAUGAUUUACAUUCAGCAUACAAAUAUAUAUUUUUUAAAACACAUCCUUUUUAAUACCAGUUAUUUUCUUCUCAUAUCUAUAUACUAUAGUCAGCAAGUCAAAAUUAUUUCGUCGUUUCAUUAUUAUUUUUUAAUUGUAAAAAUAUUGAAGAUUGUAAAUAAUGUACCAUAUAAUUAUUAUAAUCUUCAAUCUACAUUCAUUUGCAUACAUUUUUAAAUAGAAAUAUUUAUAUAAUAAAAAUUUUUCCGAAGCUGAUUAAAAACAGAGCUAACCUACUAAAAAUAUAUAUAUAUAUUUACGCGGCUAAACUUAUUUUACCAUGGAUUAUAGGCUUCGAAUGCUUCGAUUUUCCUGUAUACAGUGGCAUCAAAUUGUUUCAAAACUACUAUGACAAUAUAAAUUAAACUAACAUCCACUACUAUGAAUUAUAUAGUAAUAAAAUAUAAUUUAAUAGUGUAGACUUUUAUUUAGGUAUCCUAAAAUUAUUCUUAAUUUACAAUAAAAAUAAUAAAUAACAAUGUUAAAAAGUGCCCAUUAUUUAGAUUGUCCUGUAUUUAGAGAUUUUCCUAUACAUUAAUAGUGAAAAUGUCCCCGUUCCCGAAAAAACGUCCACUAUUUGGAAGUGUCCGCUAUUUAGAGGAUCACUGUAUAUUAUUAUAAUUGUCUAGAAAAGGAAAAUAUAAGUUUUCUGUCUAAACUUGAAGUCUCUACAAAUAUUGUUAACUGAAUCAAAACAAAAAAUUUAAAACUUAAUAUAUUUCGUAAAUUUUCCCAUUUUUCCUUUGUUUUUCUUAUGUUUUUUUCCGGAUUUUUCCAUUUAUUAUGAAAACAGUUGGGUAAAUCAAAAAAAUGACCUAAAAGUACCAUCCCAGUCAAAUUUCUUUUCAGGAAGAAUAUAGAAAAAAAAAAUAAACAUCAUUGUAAAAUCAAUACGUUCCUCACUCCACUCAGAAUCUAAAAAUGUCGUUAGGGAGAUGGAUAUUAGUUUAAUUUAUGUUUCUAUAGUAUUUUUAAAUUAUGCUGUACAUGACAUUACAUUAUUAUAUUAUCCGUCCAGUCGUUGAAAUGUUAUCACGUCGAUGAAAUGUUUUAACUUUAAGAUGUAUUUAAUUAAUGUGAAAAUAAAAUAAAUACAAUUUAUUUAAUUAAUUAAUUUAAUAAAAAUACAAUUUCUACCUUUAAAUAAUUGACACCUCUGAAUAGUGGACAAAAUUUCAGUGAUUGAGAGUUUCCGGUAUUUAGAGGUUUUACUGUAAUUAUAAUAAAAGGCUCAUUGUAAGUCGUACUUAGUGUUAAUGAGUUGGAUAUAGUAUUUAUUUUUUUUUUUGUUUUUAUAAGAAUUUUGACGAAAAUCAUAAAUAAUAUGGCUUUUCAUAACAUGUAUAACUGAACUUCGCUCAAAACAUUGGUGCACAUUCAAUUUAAAACUUGGGAGUGUUUAUAAUUAUUUAAGAUAAAGUAUCACGGGAGGGGGGCUUUCCCCCCCAUCAUAUUCGAAAUAAAAUUAUAUAUUAAUUACACAUUAAAUAAACAAAAUUGAAAUAAUGAGAUCCGAUUUUCAAUAAUGAAUCUCAUUGCCUAAUAAAUAACCAACAAAGGAUAGGUACCUACUUAAAAAUAUAAAAACAAUUAAUUUAAACUUACAUAUUUACUAAUAUGUAUUUUUACUAAUGCCCUCCAAGGCGUAUAAUUAUCAAAUAAAUAAAUAAAUAUAAAUAUUAUACAAUAUUGAUUAUUAAUACAUAAUUCAUAAUAUAAAUCAAUACACAAUAGUAUAAUAGUAAUUACUCUCAUAUCUAUUUGAGUGUUAUAUUUAUUUUAAUUAGCUCAAAAUCUGAGGGUGCCAAGCACCCCCUGGUGCCCCUGUAUGUGCACCAAUGGCUCCGAAUCGUUUUUCGUUAACUAUGAUUAAUCGUUACAUACAGUUAUAAAUUAAAUUCCCCUCUAUAUCCCACUUUUUCAACUUCUCUCCCUACAACAGUGGCCCAUUCAUCGUGCGAAGUUUGUCUGUUUUUUAAUUAUUAGAAUGACACAAAUUUUGAUUUUACCUAUACAGCUACACGCAUAUAUAUAUAGGUACUUAAAGGAUGCUUAGUUUAUUCUCAUAUUAUUGUAAGCCCAGUAUUAACUUUCACAUAGGUAUUAUACUGUAAACCUGCAUUAUUGACUUUCACUGCAUGAGUAGGUACCAGUAUAAAUGUCGUGUACAUCACUAUACUAUAGUUGUUACUUUUAUUUUAUUAUUAUGGUAAUUUAUUGAAGUUGCCAUUUGAUAUUAUUCGAGUUUUAUACAAAUUUCAAAUAGGAUAACUUACUAACAAAAUAUAAUAAAUUAUUCACUAGUUUUAUUUUAUACUGGAUUUCGGAUCUGAUCCGGAUUAUAGAAGAUGUAACGUAUAGUUUUAAACAGAACCAGCCAUAUGACGUGGUAUUGUCAUAUUAAGUGGUGAUACAGUGACAUAGAACACCGUUGUCAAUACAAAACACGUACAAUUUCAAUUGUAAAUUAUACUAUUAGAGGUAUAUAAUAAAUAAUAAUAUGAGCAGCAUUUAAAAAUAAAUCACAUAUUUUAGAUCUUUAUUAUACGGAUUGGUAAUUUCAAUCUGGAUUGAUACUUAUAAUCUGGACUGGUAUUUUCAUUCCGGAUUAAAGGGAUUGUACCAUUUGUUUUAAUCCGGAUUUGGUGUUCAGCACUGUACUAUAAUAUAGUAUAGUUCUGGGUGACUGCGUACCAUCGUCUAUUUUUCAAAAGGUAUUAUAUGCUAUAAUUGACAGAUACGUUAUAAUGUAUGACUUAUAAGUAUACAAUAUACAUCGUAUACUCUCCAAAACACUACUGCUAAUCCAUUAGCUUUUUAAGAUCAUAUUUAAUUAAUAAUUUAAUUUCCAUCUCCAACUAUUUAUCUUUUAAACAAUAAAAACUAAAUAAUGCCAAUGGAUCUAAUUCACGUAAUUUCAGCUUGACGUACUUACUCCUUUGUACAGUAGUAGCCUGGCUAGAACCUGAGGUUUUUUUAAUAUAUUUUUACAAUACUUAUAGGUUAUUAUUAAUUUUAAGCAGGGCCCUCACAAAGCGGGGUAAAUAAGACUAUUUUCCUGUGGCCCAAACAAUUAAACCUCUGUGUAAAUAAUUACAUAAAUCAAUAAAUAAAUUUUCAAAAAUUGACUUGGUACCUAUAUAAAAUAUUUUCGUAGUUAGAAUUUUAAUAAAGUUAAUGAUUUAUUUUUAAUCAAUAUUCAACACAAAAAUGCUAUAAAUAAGGGGAUUAUAAAUAUGUAAAUUUUAAUAGUAAAUUGCAAUUUAAUUAUGGCCUUUCGGUACAGAGGCCACACAUUUAAUGCUGGGGCCUGUUUAUAUUGCGUGCAAUGCUUAGGUACAAUAAAUUAUAAUUAUUAAUUUAUAAGACAACAAUCUAAAUAAACGCGUAUACGCAUGAACUAUAAUAUUAUAAUAAAGUAAAAGUACCUAUUGUUUAAAGUUUUUAUAGUUAUUUUAAAAUUCAUCAAAAUGUAUAGACAACGAUUUUUUUUCCAGAAAAAUAAUUUAGAGCAAUAAUACAAAUAAGCGUUUUAUGUUUUUUUUAGAUGUUAGGAGUGUAUUCAGAUUUAAAUGCCAAUCAAUGCAACCUCCUAAUUCAGAUCACUUUUCCGUAGACGAAGAUGGCGAUCUAAUAGUGCUCAGAAGUCCAUUUUCCAAAGCUAUCGUUAUUGGUAAAUGUAAAUUAUUUAUUUAUAACAUUAAAUUAAACUAUACAUAUUAAAUAUAUAUUUUUUAUUUGAAUAUUUAAUUUCAAUAACUAUACUUAAUACUUUUAGAACAUAUAAAUCGAACUUCGUUAAAUAUGGUCGGUAUGCAAGUAUGGCGCAGUGCACUAUUAAUGGGCGACUUCAUAAUGGGAAAUAAAAAUAUUUUUUCCGGCGAUCAAGUGAUCCUGGAACUCGGCUCUGGAGUGGGAUUGACUGGAAUCGUAGCUGCCAUGUAUUGUAAAGAGGUAGUCUUUACAGGUAAGUAAUAAGUAUACCUAAAAGAAAAAAGAUGGACAUACUUCGCACGUAGGUUAAGUUGGGAAGUAGGAUGCUCCAAAAGCGAAUAUAAUAUAGGUAUAACGAUAAACCAUUAAUAUAAACGAAAUAACGAUUCUGAGCGGAGUUCAAUUGAUAGUAAUACUUGGUUAACUUAAUAUGUCAUAUUAUGGUAAAAUAAUUAAAUAGGCAUUAUAUAUUUUCUUAGUAAUAUUUGUUUAAUACUGUAUCGAUUUUCCCGUUUUUUUUUUCAGGUUUUCCAAUGUUUUUCCUGUUUUUCCCAUUUGUUGAUGAAACUUCUGGAAAAAUUGAAAAAUAAUCUAUCUAAAGUAUCUCUCUAAUCAGAUUUCUUUUUAGAAAAAGUGCUAUCGGAGUAAAUUUGCUGAUAGAAAAGUUGUCUUCAGAAAAAAAAAAUCGUAAUAUUUUACUAAUAUAUUUUGUACAUUUUCCAGUUUUUCCUCCGUUUUUUUGUUUUCGGUUUUUUACGUUUGAUGAGAAAACUCUUGAGGAAAUUGAAAAAUAAUCUUCUUAGAGUACUACCCCAAAAAAAUUUCCUUUCACAAAAUUAUCUACAUCGUAAAAAAUCUGGUAGAAAAAGUGCUUACAUAAAAAAAAAAUUAAAAAUUAAAAAAAAGUAAACAUCUUUGUAAAAUCAAUACAUUAUUCGGCACAUUUAGAAUCUAAAAUAUGUGCUUGGUGUAGUAUAAUAUAUAUAGUGUAAACCAAUAGGUGUGUGCAGAAUUUGUUUGCAGGGUUGUGUAAGAUUAUUUUUUCAAGAUCUUUUUUUUUAUUUUUAUAAAUUAAUAUUUAUAAAAGUCACUAUACGCGCUCUUGAGAGAGUUAAUAUUACUUAUCAAAGCGGUAGGUGAUCUCUUAAACGUGAUCAUGACGUAUUAAUGAAUAUUAUUUUUUUAAGUUUUAAACAAUAAUUUUCGCUUUAACCAUAUCAAUUGAAAAAUGCAUAUUAUAAAUAAUGUAAUAGGUAUAUACUUACUUAAAUUUAAGUAUCUCUACCAAAGCCACAAUUAUAAGGUUAAAUUAUAGUGUUGAAUUGAAUGAUUUAUUUAGACCAAACACAUUUUAUAUCUGUUGAUGAUAUUUUCUCAAAUUCCAAAACUUUUUUUAUUAUGAACAUACUGGAAAUAUGUCCACUAUCCACUAGAAUAUACAUUUUUUUCUAACAUAUUAUAAAUGUAUACUUUUUUUGUCAAUUUAAGAAAUAAGCAGCUUUAAAAUGUUACUUUACCAUUUUUUUUUAUCACUGUUACUUUUGGAUGUCAACAGUAUCAUUUGUGUAGCGGCAUGGGAUGCAGUGUUUUGCUCCACUACAACUCUCCCCCUACCCAAAUAUAAAAAUGGAAUAUCUCGUCAACGAGUUUACGAAAAUCAAAAAUUUUAAUGUCAACAUUUAUUUAAAUGAAUACUCCAUCAAUUUAUGAAAAUUUUAAUAUAGAUUUCCAUUUGAUAAUCAAAAUUAGGUAGUCAUUUCGCUUUAAAAAUAAUGUUAAUAUAAUAUUUUGAAGCUUUUUGUUUUUUAAAUUAUCAAAACAAAUUUUCUAGAAAAUAAAUUCUGGAAAAAGUUAAUACUUUCCAAGAUAAUGAGUGUAUCCACUUACAUAGAUCGUCUUCUGUACUUAUAAUUAAAUACAGCCAAUAACUACUACUCAAUCAUUUAUUUAUUUAUAUUGUUUACGGACUUGGCCCCAGUUUGUAUAUACCAAUACAUUUUUAAUUAGUUUAUAUGAUUAUUGAUUAUAGAGUAUAUUAAUAAUAUUAUGAGGACGUUUUUAUUUUCACUGGUUUCAUUACCUUACACAGUUGAGUGGCUCAUUUACUAAAUAGUUAGUUAAACAGUACGAAAUGGAGAAAAUAUGUGAUUUGACAAGUGAGACGUUAGGGUUCUUUAAAGUUAGUAAAUCAGAAGAGUGACAAGGAAUCAAUUUUUGAGAUGAUGAGGUAUUUAAGAAAGGUUAAGUUACAGGAGUGUCGAUUGUCACAACGUGAGGCUAGGUUAUGUAUAUUAAGUAGGUAUAGGUAUACCUAUUUAGUUAUUUAGCAAAGCUAAGAAAUUUUCUCUGAACUCACUCGAGUUGACGACGGGUAUUUAGGAGCGGAGUGGGAACAAAAUUCAGGCUGGGAGAUUGAAAUGUAACCACGCCAUUCAAUAAAAUACAUACCAAAUGGCAUUUUCUUAUUACGCUUGAUUUCAGUCUUUUAAUUUGAACCCACAAUACUACAUUUUCAAUAAUAAUGUAUUAUGUAUAUACAAAAUAAAGUUUAGUUAAAUAAUUUUAUUAUUAAAUUUAGCUUUUAAUGCAUAGUUAAAAAUAAUUUCAAACUAUAUUUGUUGAAUUAGAUAAUUUAACUUUAGUUGUAAUAAGAAACCUUAGGAAUAAAAUCAGUUCACAGUUUAUUAUUGUGAUAUUCAUAGUAAAUGGUUUACAUGGCUGUACUUAAUGAAUUUUAAGCAUGAAGCAUUUAAGCGAAAAUGGUUUCAAGUAGAAAAUGUUGUCUUGUUAGUGCAAAAGAAAGGUAAUUUUUUUAUUUACCUUACUUUUCUUAAUAAUGUGGGAAAACCAAAAAAUCAUAUUAUUAUUCUAUAAUACUAAUUUAUAUUUUAUAAAUUAUCCCGUUUUGAGUUAAUUUUACAAAAAAAUCAGUUGAUAUAGUCUUCUUUUAUACAAAUUGAAUUAUGAUGAAUUUAAAAAAGAUAAGUAAGUCGAUAAAUAAAUUGUUAGUAUUUUAAUUUUUAAUAUUUUCAAUCUUAAUAUUGUAUAAUAAUAGUGUAUAUUCAAUACUUUUGUAAAUUUCAAUAUCUAUUACCCAGUCAUUUUUUUUUUCCAUUCCUUCAUUUGGUUUAUCAAUAUUGUAACCCUUUUAUUUUUCUAUUUCUAGCUAGUCGACGCAUGCUACUGUUUUUGUUUUUGUUUUAAUUAAUGUUUAUUAUAGUUUUUUAAUAUUUUGAAACUUUGUAUUCAAUGCUUACUCAUAUAUUGUAUUCAAAAUGAUAGGUACGUUAAUAAUGGUAUAAUAUUUGAUCAGUUUAUCGAAAUAAUACAAAAAAAUAUUUACUAAAUUUUUAAAUAAUACGGGUAAGAAUUAUAUUACCCAUACAAAAUGAUCAGGCUACCAGGCCAUAAUAUGGUCCAGGCCAUCUGGAAAAUUCCCAUUUCCAAACCAGCCAUUCCGCCCAUAACGGGUAUUAUACCCUGGGUAUACCUUGUGGGUCCAAAACUGAUACAUUAGUUUUGAUUCAUUGAUUUCUGGGUGACUGGCUAAAAGGGAAAUUAAUACUACAGCUAUUUUUAUGUAUCUUUAAAGUACCUUAUUAUUAUUGAUUUUAACGAAAAUUUUAUUUAACAAAUUAAAAACUGCAAUUAUAAUAUUAUAAUAGUGUAAGAAUAAAAAUAAUACGAAACAUUUCGGUUUGAAUACCCCGUUAGUAAACAUGUUAUUUAGCAUACUCGGUUAAAUUUGAGUAAGAUGAUAUUUAUAUAUAUUUAUUUAUUUAUUUAUUUAUUUACCUAACUAUAUUUAAAAUACAAUUUUAUUUUUUUUUCUAGAUAUUGAUAAUACAAAUAUAUUAUCGAUGAUCGAAAAAAAUAUACGAUUAAAUAGAGAUUUAAUCGUCAGUCGGACAACAGUGAUGCCAUUGGACUUCGGUGAACCUGAAUUAUCUGACGUAUUAUGGACCAAGUUGCGAGAUGUAAACAUUAUUAUAGCUGCAGACGGUUUGUUUGAUACAUUAUUUUUUAUACCUAUUCACACAGAUAGAUUUAAAAUAAAAUAUAAUUAACCAUAGACGCUACUAGGGGGUCUUAAGCACCCCCAAAUUUAAAAUUAGCUCCCUCAAAAAUAUCCAUAUACAUUUUGCACAUUAUUUACACAAAUACAUUUUUUUAUAAUAUUGACUAAAUAUUAAUUCAUGUAUUUUAUAAUUAAUAAGCACAACAAAAUACCAAUUACCUACAGAUAACCAUAUAUAUGUAUACAAAAUAAAAUUAAAAAUGUUACGAUACAUUUUUAUACAAAAAAUUGUAAAUAAAAUGUGUAAUUGCAUAUUAUAGGUGUCGUGUAAAGAGAAUUGUUGAGGUGAUUACCCCCUUGAUGUGUCCAUAAUUUUAGCACCCCUAAAGAUGGUAUGGUCUAGUUGCGCCUAUGCAAUUAACAAUAAUAACUAUGCUCGAAUUGGGAAUAAUGAAGUAGAGGAGCUCAAUCCAACAAUUUAAAAACUGCGUUCCAAGUGCACAAUCACUUAACACAGACCCGUGAGGGGCUUUGCCUUACCAGCAUUCUGAAUACUACUUUUCAGCAACAAAUAUUAAAAUUCCAAAUAUAUUUUGAUAACAAUACCUACAUCCUAAAUGUUGUAGUAGAAAAUAAAAAAAUAAUAAUCAACAUUGUAUCAUUGUAACGGACUCGUAUUCCUAUUUCCUAGGCUAUAAACUACAUACCAACUAAAGAGUAACGACUAGGUUACGACUGAAAAGUUAUUAUGACUUUAUGAAUAAAAAUGAAUUGAAAUUCAAAUACGAUGCGAAAUCGAAAAAUUCAAAAUCACCGAUAAAUGAUAACCAUAAAGCCAUGUGUAUUUAACUAUCGUGUGCCUUUGUUUUCUAUAUUCACAUUCUUUGUUCUAUGAACGCUAGUGUUCAUGGUUUAUACCAAUGAUACCAAAUUCCUUAUUAAUUAUAUGAAUAUUGAACCCCGAUGAUAAUAUUUUACCUUUUUUUUUUUUAGAUAUCGCUUUUUUGCGGAUAAUGUAUGUAACCACCAUAUAGUAAUUACUCUAUGGUCACCACAUGGUCAAAAGUUUAGUUGAAUAAAUUCAACUAUGCGGUUAUAUAGGACCAUAGAAAAGAUGAUAGUAUCAAACUAAUAUCAAAAAUAAUUUUAAAACUAAAAAUAGUAAAAUUUGUAAUACAAUUGAAAUUCACAUUUUAAUAAAAAUUAUUUCGGACAUUAGUUUGUGCCGUCCUCCCGUUCCAGUAAAAAAAUAUAGUUGGGGAGGCAAAAAAAUUAAAAAAAUAGUUGAGGAGCUCCGUCCCUCUGCGCACCCUCCCCCCAAUUCGAGCACUGAAUAAUAGUAUGAACAGUAUUAAUGUAUUAUAGAUUAGCUGGACCCGCUAGAGUCCCUAAAAUCUUAUUAAAUAUAUCUGAAAUAUUUUCUAUUUUAAUUAUUAUGUUUUGUUAUUUACCGUAAUUAACAUAGAAAGGUUAUUUUUAAUUCUGAGCGUAGUGAGGAAUGUAUUGGUUUUACUAUGAUGUGUUUUUUUAAAUGUGUAUACAUUUUUUUGUUGUCUAUAAACAAUUUAAGGUCUAGUUGGUUAGAAAAAAAGUCGUAUUUUGAUUUUCCAAGGUGUUUUCAUGAUUGAGAAACAAAAUUAUAGAAAGUUUACGGCAUUAAUUAAUGAUUUUUUUUAUUUUCGGUUGUAAUUCGAUUAAAAACUAGUGACCUGAUAUUUUUACUGAAUAUUCAUUAUUUAUACUAAUAUGAGUAGUCAUUAAUAGAUGUGGUGAAAUUUUCAAAAUAUUCUGGUGAUUAUUGAGCUAUUUAUUGGCAUAUUACAUUUUCGAGAUUUUUACGUACCUAGUUUUUGUUUGGUUAAUACUAUGGUGAUAAAUUAAUUUGAUCAAAAAGAAAUGUUUAAAAAUUUACACGAUUUUCAUUAUAUGUUAAAAGUGGUAAAUAAAAAAAAAAGUAGAGUGUAAUGUAUUUGUAUGUGUACAAUUUUGUUUUAUAAGAUUUUUAAAUUCAAAACAUGUAAGUAAACGGAACUUCGCUCAAAAUCAUUGUUUUUUAUCAUUGUUUUUUAUCAUUGUUUUAUCAUUUUUUAUAAAUAUAAACUCAAUAUUAUUAUAUAUCUUACAAUUUAGGAUACAAAUUUAGGAUUUAUACAACCAACUUUCCACCUACAACAGUAACAAACAUAUAAGCAGUAUGUAAGCUCUUUAUUUUUAAAUUUGUAUAUUCCGUAUAUUCCAUUUAUUCAUGUUCUAAGUUGAAAUCAUGAGUUACCAAAGAUAACAUUUCUCUAAUGAAAUUUUAUUUUUAAUUAAUAUUCAUUUUAAUUAUCUUAAUUCAUUACCUAUUACUAUGUUUAUACUUUAUUAUUGUUUAUUGUUUUACCUAUUAAUAUUAAUAUAUUUGUAUUUGCCGGAGGCAUAUGCUAAUAUAGUCGAGUUCAACAAAUUCAAACGUGUGAUUAGAACUGAUAAUAAGAAAUCGAAAUUUAAAAAUCCAGUGUCGCAUCUCAAUUUUUUGGCUAUGAUUUUCAAAAUGUGACAUUUCUGCGAUACUUUGCUUACAACCCAUCAUCAUAACCACCAAACAUUUUAGAAAUAAAUCUGUGAAGUGAUCUGCACUAGCCAUCACUAUAGGUUUAACUACUUAUAAAUAGGAAUAUAGAAGUAUAUACCUACAUUUUAAUCGAUUUAUUUUACUUCAAGUCCAGGUCUCAAUCAUAAUGUUUCUACCUAAUGCAUAUUUUAUAGUCAUAAUUGCAUAAUUAAAUUCUAUGAAGUUUUUUGUGACAAUGGAACAUAAUAUAAUAGGUAUACCGGUAAAAUAUAUUUGUUUUUUUGUUUUUUAGUGAUUUACGAUAAUGAAAUAACUAAACAAUUAGUUAAUACCUUAAAAAAAAUAAUGGCAGUGUCUCCAAUGAAAACCGCUUACAUAGGAAUGGAAAAAAGGUACGAAAAUAACAUUUUCAUAUUUUUUUUAUAUCAUAUUUUAAAAGUAACAAAUGAUUGCAUUUACCUAUCUUAUUGUUAUAUCAGGUACGUGUUUAGUUCGGUGGAUUUGGACGUGUGCGCACCUUCCUAUGAAUACUUCUGUGAUUUGCUAAAGCAAAAUAAUUGGUUUCAGGUAGAAAUAUUAGAUUGUAAUUUUUCGCAAUACUUUCAAUACAACAAAGUCAAAGAAUUAGUUAUACUCAAAUUAACCACCAACCAUUCCAUGUAAAGUAUACAAUAAAUGAUUAAUGUAAAAUGUGUAAAAAUAAUAAAUACACAAAUACUGUAU